AUGGAUAACCAAGGAGUAAUCUACUCUGAAAUGAAUCUGGCCAAAAGUCCAAAGAGGCAGCAAAAGAAAUCUAAGGACACUAAAAGCUCCAUUUCAGAAAUCAAACAGGAAAUAACAUAUGCUGAAUUAAACCUUCAAAAUGCUGCUCAAGAUCUUCAAAGAGAUGAUAAAUCUUACCACUGCAAAGAUUUACUGUUACCUCCAGAGAAGCUCAUUGCUGGGAUCCUGGGAAUCAUCUGUCUUGUCUUAAUGUCCACCGUGGUAACAAGAGUUGUCAUUCUCUCUACAGAAACAAAGAAGCAGAACAAUUCUUUCCAUGAUGAAAGAACUCAGAGAGCAUAUCACUGUGGUCGUUGUCCAGAGGAGUGGUUCACAUAUUCCACCAAUUGUUAUUACAUUAGUAAGGAAUUCAAAACUUGGGAUGAGAGUGUGACGGCCUGUGCUUCUAACAAUUCUAAUCUGCUUUACAUAGAUAAUGAAGAAGAAAUGGUAAGAUGUUACGUAUGGAUUUUUAUUCAUUACAGAAUAGCAGAAACAGCAGGUGGUGGUGAACGUAACUGUGCUAUUCUACACUCAGAUAAUCUUCAAUCAGAUGGAUGUGGAUCUUUGAAAAGAUAUCAUUGUAAGCACAAGCUUUAG
Propithecus coquereli (Coquerel's sifaka) is the source of this 639-nucleotide messenger RNA. Its product is annotated as NKG2-A/NKG2-B type II integral membrane protein-like. The transcript has 5 exons. The record is from RefSeq and is a predicted model, not a curated record. Gene Ontology annotation, biological process: stimulatory C-type lectin receptor signaling pathway; positive regulation of natural killer cell mediated cytotoxicity. The coding region runs from base 1 to 639 and encodes 212 amino acids. NCBI's taxonomy places the organism in Eukaryota, Metazoa, Chordata, Mammalia, Primates, Indriidae.